Striga asiatica is the source of this 1592-nucleotide messenger RNA. The record is from the annotation of a GenBank genome assembly. NCBI's taxonomy places the organism in Eukaryota, Viridiplantae, Streptophyta, Magnoliopsida, Lamiales, Orobanchaceae.
CCAGGUUCCCAGUUUUACUCCCUAAGUUAAGAAUUAGGGCUUAGCAAAUUUCUCCAAUGGCUACAUUUGGCGCUGCUUCUACGAACGUCAACCCUAACCGUUCCUCUGAGGUGGCGCAACCUCCUAGUGAUUCAGUAUCAAGCCUAUGUUUCAGUCCUAAAGCAAAUUUUCUGGUCGCUACUUCAUGGGAUAAUCAGGUAAGAUGUUGGGAAGUAAUGAAAUCAGGAAGCACAAUCAACACUGUUCCAAAGGCAUCAAUAUCUCACGACCAUCCGGUCUUGUGCUCGGCUUGGAAAGAUGAUGGCACAACAGUCUUUUCUGGAGGCUGUGACAAGCAAGUCAAGAUGUGGCCGCUGUUAUCUGGUGGUCAGCCGGUUACUGUUGCCAUGCAUGAUGCUCCUAUUAAAGAACUCGCUUGGAUCCCAGAAGUGAAUCUUCUAGCCACUGGCAGCUGGGAUAAAACAAUAAGGUAUUGGGACUUACGGCAGCAAAAUCCAGCUUUGAUGGUGCAGCUUCCUGAUCGCUGCUAUGCACUUUCAGUGAGACAUCCUCUUAUGGUUGUUGGAACCGCUGAUAGAAAUCUUAUAAUCUACAACCUUCAGAACCCUCAGACAGAAUACAAGAGAAUUGUAUCACCCCUCAAGUACCAGACCAGAUGUUUAGCUGCUUUCCCUGAUCAGCAAGGUUUCUUGGUUGGAUCAAUUGAAGGAAGAGUUGGUGUACAUCAUCUUGAUGAUAACCAAGCAAGUAAAAACUUCACUUUUAAAUGCCACAGGGAUUGCAAUGACAUUUACUCAGUCAACUCACUAAAUUUUCACCCUAUACACCAUACAUUUGCGACCUCUGGGUCUGAUGGAGCCUUUAACUUUUGGGACAAAGAUAGCAAGCAGAGGCUCAAGGCUAUGCUGAGGUGCAAUCAACCAAUACCUUGCAGUGCUUUCAACAAUGACGGAUCUAUCUUUGCAUAUUCGGUGUGUUAUGACUGGAGCAAAGGCGCUGAGAACCAUAAUCCAUCAACAGCGAAGACCUACAUAUACCUACAUCUUCCUCAGGACGCAGAAGUCAAAGCCAAACCACGUGUUGGAACUAGCGGCAGAAAGUGAAAGCAUACUUAAAAAGAACAUCUCAUUUCCGAUGGAUCAAAAUCAUAUAUUCUGUAUUAGGAGAUCAUGCAUUACUAGUCUUUGUCUUACCAUAACUGCUGAAUCAUACAUUAAUUUGCUUCUCUGAUGAUUAUAACUCCAUUAGUUGUUUUGUUUGAUCUACUUUGAUGAUAGUCCACAAGAUAUAGUUUCAUCUUUGAGGUUGUAAAGCGGAAAAGGCAUUUGUUGGAAGUUGAGGUUACCAAAGAGUUGGGUGUGGAAAAAAAAAAAAAAUUCAUAAGACGGAGGAAUUGUCCUUGUUUGGAUUUGUUUUGGGUUAUAUGGAGUUCAGGGGUUUUGUUCAGAUUCAGAAGAGCUUGCACUCUGGAUUUCCGUUGAACUUGUCACUAUCUUCUCCUUAAUGAAUUUAAUGUAAUUCCAAGCAUUGUAGUGUAAAGGCACAUUUGCAUACCCAGAUAAAUGAUAAUAUUGGACUUCUCAAUAAAAAAU